Molecule: messenger RNA, 1356 nt
Organism: Marasmius oreades (fairy-ring Marasmius)
Lineage: Eukaryota; Fungi; Basidiomycota; Agaricomycetes; Agaricales; Marasmiaceae
Exons: 3
Coding region: 1-1356 (451 amino acids)
Molecular function (GO): catalytic activity
Source: RefSeq, a predicted model, not a curated record
AUGUCAACUGUAACGGAUUCAAAAAUCUUUGGAAACAUCUUCUCCACCACGGCUUCCUCCGAAAUAUGGUCGGAUCGAACCCGAACCAAGCACUAUCUCGACUUCGAAGCCGCCCUAGCAAAAGCACAGGGACGACUAGGCGUCAUUCCAGAGAACGCCGCACGAGCUAUUGUGGACAAUUGUGACAUCAAUUUGAUUAACAUGGAGGAGCUCCGAACGGAGACUCAGCGUAUUGGAUACCCCGUUUUGCCACUCGUAACACAGCUCGUUAGGCUGGUAAACCAGGUAGAGCCUGGUCUAGGAGAAUGGGCUCAUUGGGGUGCUACCACUCAGGAUGUGACAGACACCACUACUGUCCUUCAACUACGUGACACGUGCUCCCUAAUCUCCGAAUCCGUGAAAGCGAUUGUAUCCGCACUUGAACAGGCGGCUCAAAAAUAUGCUUCCACUCCCAUGGCAGCUCGAUCCAACCUCCAGCAAGCUGUUCCUAUGUCUUUUGGGUUCAAACUCGCCCGUCUCCUCGCCACCUUUAAAAGACACCAGCAACGUCUAUCACAGAUCCUUCCUCGACUACUCGUAGUUGAAUUUGGGGGUGCCGCUGGCACCCUCGCCAGCCUCUCCGAGACUGGUCAAGCCCUCCAAGUUCAGCAAGAACUUGCCAAAGAGCUCAACCUCGAUACCCCGGAGAUAGCAUGGCACACUGAACGAGAUCGCGUCUGCGAAACCGGCGCAUUUUUCGCAUUGAUCGCUGGGACAUGUGCGAAAUUUGCUACAGAUAUCAAAUUAUUGAUGCAGACCGAGGUUGGUGAGGUUUAUGAACCUUUUCAUUCGGGGAGAGGAUCGAGCAGUACGAUGCCGCAGAAGCGAAAUCCUAUCGGCAGUGUUUAUAUCACGGCGAUGUCCAGCACUGUCCGACAGCUUAGUGCUGCUCUGUUUGAUGCGAUGGUUGAAGAUCAUGAGCGGAGUACGGGGCCUUGGGAGGUUGAGUGGAUUGUGUUGCCGCAGAUAUCGACGAUGACACACGCCAUAUUACAGCACAUGCUGUCGAUCAUUGAAGGUUUUGAGGUGGUUCCGGAGCGGAUGAGGAAGAAUUUGGAUUCGACAAAGGGUUUGAUUGUUAGUGAGGCGGUGAUGAUGGGGUUAGGAAAGACGUUAGGGAGACAAUUUGCUCAUGACCUUGUUUAUGAGCUUUGUCGGCGGGCGAUAAAGGAGGACAGGCCACUUUUGGAACUGUUGGUUGAGGAUCAGGAAGUUAAGAGGUCCGGUGUUUCCGAGGAGGAACUGGAAAGGUUAUGUGACCCGGUCAACUACAUGGGUUUGAGUGAGGAAAUGGUACAACGAGUUAUACAAUCUUGA